Molecule: messenger RNA, 4026 nt
Organism: Chiloscyllium plagiosum (whitespotted bambooshark)
Lineage: Eukaryota; Metazoa; Chordata; Chondrichthyes; Orectolobiformes; Hemiscylliidae
Product: cullin-4A-like
Biological process (GO): ubiquitin-dependent protein catabolic process
Cellular component (GO): cullin-RING ubiquitin ligase complex
Molecular function (GO): ubiquitin protein ligase binding
Source: RefSeq, a predicted model, not a curated record
UUUGACUGUCCCGGUGUGAAGGCCGGAAGUGGCCGUCUCCAGGGUGAGGGGUUACGGGGGGGUGAGAGGUGUCAGUUUCCGGUCUAUCCCCCCCCCCUCCUUUGACUGUCCCGGUGUGAAGGCCCCGAGGCCAGAACCGGGCCCGGGUCCUGCAGGCGGAGAAGGGGGCACCUCCCGAUCCCGAUCCCGUCCCCCGGCUGAUGCAGCGGCCGGCGGCGGGGGCUCCGGCUCCUCCCUGCAUCCCCGAGGAGGAGGAGGAGAGGCCGGCCGCCGAUGUGAGUGAGCCCGGGGGACAGGCGAGGAAGCGGCAGCGGAGAGCCGAGCCCCAGGCCCAGCCCCAGGCCCAGGCCCAGGCCCAGGCGGGGAGCCGCUCCUCCUCCUCGCCCCCUCAGCCGCUGGGCGCCAAGCGGCGGUAUCGGGGCUGCUCCAACCCGGCAGAGGGUGACGGAGAGGCCGAGGCCGCGGCUGACGAGCCCGGACCGGGAGCCGGAGCCGGAGCCGGAGCCGGAGGCGGAGCGGGCCCCGCGAUGGCCGAGCAGCGGCCGCCGCACUCGCGCAAAGCCAACUCCUCGCCGGCGCUGCUCGGGCACCCCAACGGUGUGAGCAGGGCGGCGACCCCCGGGGGCAGGCCGGCCGCCUCCAGGAAACUGCUGAUCAAGAACUUCCGAGAUAAACCAAAAUUGCCAGACAACUACACUCAGGAUACGUGGCAGAAACUUCAUGAAGCUGUGGAUGCCAUUCAGAAUAGCACAUCAAUAAAAUAUAAUUUGGAAGAACUUUAUCAGGCUGUUGAGAAUCUGUGUUCCUAUAAAGUGUCAGCAACCCUAUACAAACAACUGAGACAGGUCUGUGAAGACCACGUGAAGGCACAGAUUUUGCAGUUUCGGGAGGAUUCGCUGGAUAGCAGUCUGUUUCUGAAGAAGAUUAACAAAUGUUGGCAGGACCACUGUCGCCAAAUGAUAAUGAUCAGGAGCAUCUUCUUGUUUCUCGACCGAACCUACGUGCUGCAGAGUUCAAUGCUGCCGUCUAUCUGGGACAUAGGUUUAGAGCUUUUCCGAACCCAUGUGAUCAAUGACAGGAUCGUCCAGACCAAAACCAUUGACGGGAUCCUUUUGCUGAUCCAAAAAGAGCGAAAUGGGGAGGCUGUGGACAGAAGCUUGAUCCGAAGUUUGCUGACUAUGCUGUCUGACCUGCAGGUCUACCAGGAAUCAUUUCAACAGAGAUUUUUGGAGGAGACCAAUUGUUUAUAUGCAGCAGAAGGCCAAAGACUAAUGCAAAAGAGGGAGGUGCCAGAGUACCUUCACCACGUCAACAAACGCCUGGAGGAAGAAGCAGAUAGAGUGAUUACUUACUUGGAUCAAAGCACGCAAAAAUGGUUGAUUGCCAGUGUCGAGAAGCAACUGCUUGGUGAGCAUCUGACAGCAAUUCUUCAGAAAGGCCUCAAUCAACUACUUGGUGAAAACAGAAUAGUGGACCUGGCUCUUCUUUACCAACUGCUCAGCAGAGUUAAAGGUGGUCUGCAGGCUCUCCUGCAACACUGGAAUGAAUAUAUCAAGACCUUUGGCAGUACGAUCGUGGUUAAUCCAGAGAAGGACAAGACGAUGGUGGAGGAACUGCUAGACUUCAAAGAUAAAAUUGACCAUGUCAUUGAAGUGUGCUUUCUUAAAAAUGAAAAAUUUGUCAAUGCAAUGAAGGAAGCUUUUGAGACUUUUAUAAAUAAGAGACCCAACAAGCCUGCUGAGCUGAUAGCCAAGUAUGUGGAUUCAAAAUUGCGAGCUGGUAACAAAGAGGCCACAGAUGAAGAACUGGAAAGAAUGCUGGAUAAAAUCAUGAUCAUAUUUCGGUUUAUUCAUGGUAAGGAUGUAUUUGAGGCCUUCUAUAAGAAAGACUUGGCAAAACGUCUCCUGGUGGGGAAAAGUGCUUCUGUUGAUGCUGAGAAGUCAAUGCUGUCCAAACUGAAGCAUGAAUGUGGUGCUGCCUUCACCAGCAAGUUGGAGGGAAUGUUUAAGGACAUGGAGCUCUCAAAAGACAUUAUGGUCCAAUUUAAGCAGUACAUCCAAAAUCAGAGUGAUCCAAGCAAGAUAGAUCUGACUGUCAACAUUCUGACAAUGGGAUACUGGCCAACGUACACACCCAUGGAAAUACAUUUACCUGCUGAGAUGAUAAAAUUGCAGGAGGUAUUUAAAACGUUUUACCUUGGGAAACACAGUGGCAGAAAACUCCAGUGGCAGCCAACAUUGGGGCACUCUGUUUUGAAAGCGGAAUUCAAAGAGGGUAAAAAGGAGCUGCAGGUUUCACUCUUCCAGACUUUGGUGCUGCUAAUGUUCAAUGAGGGAAAUGAAUUUACUAUGGAGGAAAUCAAGACUGCAACAGGCAUAGAGGAUAGUGAAUUAAGAAGGACAUUGCAGUCUUUAGCGUGUGGGAAAGCUCGGGUGUUGAACAAAGUUCCAAAAGGAAAGGACGUAGAGGAUGGAGACAAGAUUAUCUUCAACGACGACUUCAAGCACAAACUGUUCAGAAUCAAGAUCAACCAAAUCCAGAUGAAAGAAACUGUUGAGGAGCAAACGAGCACAACUGAACGGGUGUUCCAGGACAGACAGUACCAAAUAGAUGCUGCUAUUGUUCGAAUCAUGAAAAUGAGGAAGACACUCAGCCAUAACCUCCUUGUUUCAGAACUCUAUAACCAGUUAAAAUUUCCAGUGAAGCCAGGAGACCUGAAGAAAAGAAUUGAGUCACUAAUUGACCGGGACUAUAUGGAGAGAGACAAAGACAAUGCCAACCAGUACCACUAUGUGGCAUAAGUACAGGCCAUGGCUGUCACUGCUAAAUCUCAGCUCCUACAUUGCCAAGAAAACGGCAAUAGCACUGAUUCUGUCUGCACUCUUCCUGGAUUCAGUUUGGUUACUAACACGAGAUCCAGCCCCCCUCACAUCCGUGAAACCAAUGAGGUCGUUUUGGGAGUUUCAACCGUUGGCUGACCCUUUGGGGGUAGCUAGCCUUGCGUUUUCCUUUUCAUACAGCUUGUAGCAUGAGGCUUUGCCAUCCUGAGGACCUCUUCACUGAAGAGCAUGUAAGGUGUGCAGAGCUAAACACACUUGAAGCAGCAGUCCACCUGCGACGAGUGGCUGAGGACUGACAGUUUCUUUUCUGUAUUCAUCUGGUUUCACAUAUUGUUGAUUUCCUGUAUUUGGCUCUUAGUUCUGAUUUAUUAUAACAUCUGUCUGUACCUGUUAUAUCCCAGUAGUAUAUAACUUACGGCCACAUAUCAGCAAGUGAGUCCCAUUAAUCUGUAGAAAGCAUAAUGUGAGAUUCCCUUGAGCGCAAACUGCUCUGUAAUGCACACCAGCUUUUGUAACUAAUCGUGUUAGAGAGCCACCAUGCCAAGUACUGAAGUAAUCAACUUUGAACAGUUGUGGGAACUAACCCGAUACCACACUACAGGGUGGAAUUUUGUGUAUCAGGUUUGUUUUAUGUGAAUUGAAACAUGUUUUCUUCAAAAUGGAGACAGCUUACUUGAAGUGCCAAAGACUCUAAUUUCAAACAUUUAUUCCGCCGAAUAAGCUUCCUAGAAAAUAGUUGUUUUUACACUGAGAAAACGUAAUGCUCUUACGUCAGUCCUGCUCGUAACAUUUUCUUCAGGUAGAUGAACGAAAGCCACCUCCACUCACUGCCAUCAGGUGCCAGACAUAACCAGUUGUUGCACAGUAGUUUCUGGUUUUGGAUGACUCACUGAUCGAUUCACAGUGAUGUCACAGGAAAGCUUGAAAUUUUGACUUUGCAGGAAUGUAAAUACAAGAACAACUGAAUGAAUGCUUUGUGCAAUAUAUAGAAGUGCUCCUAUGUAUUCUUUCACACCGUAAAUCAUUCAGAUGCAAAUUAGUUGGAUGGUAGAGAUGAUCAGCUGAAACUGGGCUUUGUGAUAACUUGUUACAUUAUUGUAAAUAGGUUUCCUCAAUUCAAAAAGUGCUUAAAGAAUUAUUAAGUUCUUUGUCUUGCAAUAACUGAACAUAAAAUGAUUUUCUUCCA